AUGAGUAAAAAAGUUGCAUCGAAAGAAGUUAAAAAAGUAGAGGAAAAACCUAAAUUAAAUUAUGAAGAUUUAAUACUUAGAAAUUUAAGUAAUGCAAGAUUGACUUUAGAUAAAUAAGGUUAUCAAUUUGUUAAUUUAAAUUUAGCUGAAAAAUCAUUAGAUUCUUUAAAUAUUGUUUUCUAAAAUUAUAAAGCAUUAUAAAAUAUAGAUUUACAUGGCAAUAAUUUAUCUGAUAUAUCAGUUUUAUCUAGUUUACCUAAUUUAAUAAGACUAAAUGUUAGCUAAAAUAAUAUCAAAGAUAUGAAAGCUCUUUAAAACGAAGAAGGCUUUAGAAAUUUAAAAUACUUGAAUUUAUAAAAAAAUCGAAUUAAUGAACUUUUGACUCCUAAAUGUCCUAAUUUAAUGCAUUUAAAUUUAAAUGAAAAUAAUAUUGAUAAAAUGGAAACUUUCGAAGGGCUAGAACCUUUAAAAAUUUUAGAAUUAAGAAGUAAUAGAAUAUCUUCAAUUUAAUAAUUAAUAAAUAUGCCUAAAUUAUAAGAAUUAUAUUUAGCUUAAAACAAAAUUAAAUAAAUUGUAGGUAUUGAUUCUUUAGUAAGCCUUUAAAGAUUACAUUUAAGAUAAAAUAAUAUUGAAGUUUUUGAAGAAACUUUUCCAAAUUUAGAAAAUUUAUAAUAUUUAAAUUUAAGAGAAAAUAAAGUUGAAAAAAUCGAAGAAAUUAAUAAACUGGUUACUUUGCCUAAUUUAAAAGUUUUAAUUCAUUCUUUUAAUCCUAUUAUUAAUAAAAAUGCAAAUUAUUUAUUUGAAACUAUUAAUUCUUUAUUAAAAUUAGAGAGAAUUAAUAAAUUAUAGAUUACAAAAAAUAUUAAACUUAAUGCAUUUGCAUAUGCUGAAGAUAAAUAUAAUAAAGACUAAUAGGAAAGAAAAAGAAUAGAAGAAGAAGAAUUGUUAAAAUAAUAAUAAGAAGAAAAUAAAGAAGAAAAUUGA
Messenger RNA from Ichthyophthirius multifiliis, 984 nucleotides. RefSeq names its product leucine rich repeat protein. The transcript is spliced from 7 exons. Gene Ontology annotation, molecular function: protein binding. NCBI's taxonomy places the organism in Eukaryota, Ciliophora, Oligohymenophorea, Hymenostomatida. The record is from RefSeq and is a predicted model, not a curated record.